Messenger RNA from Asterias rubens (European starfish), 3309 nucleotides. RefSeq names its product chromosome transmission fidelity protein 18 homolog. The coding region runs from base 160 to 3255 and encodes 1031 amino acids. Gene Ontology annotation, molecular function: ATP hydrolysis activity; ATP binding. Lineage: Eukaryota; Metazoa; Echinodermata; Asteroidea; Forcipulatida; Asteriidae. The record is from RefSeq and is a predicted model, not a curated record. The transcript is spliced from 23 exons.
UAUCUUUGUUGAGUUGAGUUGUGACUUGUGUUGGAUUGGUUAUUCGUAGACCACAACAAUCCACAUUGAAGUCGAUGUACUUUACUUGUUAUAAACGUUUACUUAGAAUCCUUGAAGUAUCGAGUGAAAGAUUGACUUCUGUCAACCAAGUUCGUCAUCAUGGAAGAUGAUUUUGACUUUGAGAAUGAAUAUGCGGAUGAUUUUGAGGCAAUGCGAGAAAUGGAAAUGGAGAUGGAAGCAUCAGAGAGAGGUUUGACUCAAAAGAAAACCACGUCCUCGGAAGCUGUUAGCAAAUCUCAGAAAUUGUCAUCAGAAAGCAUUCUUCAAAGUUCAACAAGAGAUAAAGCCAAUGGACUCCACCAACUUCACGACAGUCAAUCAGACCCAGUGUCUGCCCUGAACAAAGACAAUCAAACGUCGAGAAGACUUGAAAAUGGACUCGCAAGAGAAGAUGAGGAUACCUCAUCGGAGAGGAGAGCCAAGAAACGAGAUAUUGAAGAGAUGUUUGGGCCAAUGUCUGACAGCGAAGAUGAGUUGGUCAUAGAUGCUCCUCUUCCCACUAUCACAUCUACUGCAAAACGUGCCCGGAAGCUCUUCCAUGAGUCCAACAAGGCAGCUGAUGAGAGUGCAAUCACGCCACCUGCCUCACCAACAGCCAAUGAGAAAAUCCUUCAACAAGUUCAACGACACAGAGAAAUGGCCGCGCCGAAAGGUCAAACCCAUGACCACACGAGGGCGGUUUCUCCAGGUGAUCCAGACAGACCGGUGGGAUACAGACGUCUUCAGGUAUUGCUGAGGGAACCGCCAGGAUUGUCAGCUCGACUCACCUCGCAGGAUGGGCGACGAGUCUAUUUAAGGAUGAAGGAAGUGGAAAGUGUUGAGGACCAGAUGAAAGGCAAGACAGUCUCCAAGCCGAAGCGAGUUGGUCCUCUACGUCUCCUGUCAAUACCCGUUGAGCUGAUGAGGGAUGAAAUUGAGAAUGAGAGACAUGAGAGAUUAAUGAAAGAUGCAGACAGGAUCUCAUCCCAACUCAAGAGAGAUCUAGCUAAGAAACUUGAGAUGGUUGAGCCGGAGGAUGCAGACGAUGAGAGAGAAGAUGAGGAGGAGGGAGUAGAAGAGAAGUGCUCUGCAUUAUGGGUGGAUCAGUACGCCCCAAAACGCUACACCGAUCUACUUAGUGAUGAUGGAAUAAAUCGCAAUCUUCUCUUCUGGCUGAAACUCUGGGACAUAUUGGUAUUUGGAAAAGAGAAAAAACAAAGGAAAAAACCACAACAUCAUCAACAACAACAACAACAACAACAACAACAACAACAACAGCAGCAGCCCGAUGGAAAGGGCCCGAAGCAGUUUAAGAAGAACUUCAAGUUCAAUUACCAACAUGAGGAAAUACAGGAGGAGCUUGACGCACAGAAUCGACCUGUUCAUAAGAUAGCAUUGCUGUGUGGUCCACCAGGUCUAGGGAAGACGACAUUAGCGCAUAUCAUAGCAAGACAUGCUGGAUACAACGUGGUAGAAAUGAACGCCAGUGAUGAUCGUAGCGUAGAUGUUUUCAAGAACAAGUUGGAGUCCUCAACACAGAUGAAGUCUGUUCUUACAAAAGAAAGGAGACCCAACUGUCUGGUCAUUGAUGAGAUUGAUGGUGCCCCAGCGCCUGCAAUCAAUUGUCUCCUAGCAUUCAUCAAAGGAGGUCCAGAGGGCGCUGCCUCAGCAGCUGCCCCCAACUCAAAGAAGAAGAAACCCAAGCUGUUACUGCGGCCAAUUAUCUGCAUUUGUAACGACCCUUAUGUUCCAGCUCUGAGGCAGCUCAGACAAGUCGCGUUUGUGACGCACUUUCCCUCUACCCUCACCACCAGGCUAGCGUCAAGACUCAAUCAGAUCGCAAAGACCAAUGCUUUACGUACAGACAUGACGGCACUGAUGGCUCUAUGCAAUAAGGCAGAUAAUGAUAUACGAUCCUGUCUUAAUACACUACAGUUUAUCCACAGUCAGCGCAAAGUAUUGAGUCUUGGCCUCGUGCAUUCGUUGAGCAUCGGCCAGAAAGAUAAAAACAAAGGCUUCUUUACAAUCUGGCAAGAAAUCUUCAAACUUCCCUUGCCUAAAAAAAAGCAGUACGCCAAUCCACAUGACGUGGCCUCCGGUAAAGCAACGUUAGGCCAGUCAUUAGACGGUUCAAAUGACAAGAAGAAUCCUACGUCCAUGACAGAACGCUUCAACAAUGUAGUCCAGUUGGCACAGUCUGCUGGCGAUUACGAUAAACUUGUGCAAGGAAUAUUUGAGAAUUAUUUGGAGGUGAAAUUCAAAGACCCAAGACUUGAUGCAGUGAAUCUGGCCAAUGAUUGGUUAAUCUUCCAUGAUCGUUUGAAUAGUGUCAUAGCUCACACUCAGAACUACGUUUUCUAUCGCUACCUUCCAUACACACCAGUCACAUUUCAUCUACUAUUUGCGUCGUCUGGCCAGCAACGCCUAAAGUACCCCAACUCUUCAUAUGAGAACUUCAUCAAGCAGACGAAAAACAGCAAUCUGUUGACAACAAUCUUGACUGGAGUGUCUCCAAACACGGCUUGCUUCUUAGAUCCACGUCUCUCCGUCCAAGAAAUCUUACCCCUCCUCUUGAUUAUCUUGCAACCAACCUUUCGACCGGUUAAUACUCAGUUAUUCAGCGCUCAGGAGAAACGCCACAUGAAGGAACUUAUAAACACGAUGAUUGCUUACAACUUGACAUACAACCAAGAACGGAGUGCUGAGGGACAGUAUAACUAUGUCCUGGAUCCGAAUCUGGAUUCUGUGGUCCGUUUCAGCAGCACACCCCAAAUGAAGCAGAUGACAUACGCAGCUAAGCAGCUCAUUGCUAGAGAGAUUGGCCUUGAGAAGAUGCGACGUAGUGAAGCAGCUAUCGGAGGAAAAAAUGCACCAUACGAAACAUCUAAGAAGGCAGUCAAAGUCACAGCAGGUGGCAAGAAGGACGGGCCCAAGGUCCCCGCCAGACAUCUGGAGAAAUUAAAGCCCAAGAAAAUACAGGACGAAGAAGAGAAGCCUUUAAGAGACUUUUUCGGCCGAAUCAUCAAGAAGAAAGUUCCAGAGCCCAUAAUACGGGAUAAUGAUCAAGAUGGUACCAGUACGGACACCAGCCAAAAAGACAAAGCAAGUACCAGGCAACAACAACAGCAAGAUCUUUCCGGUAAACUGUGGUACAAGUUCAAUCAGGGUUACAGUAACGCUGUACGCAAGACAGUACGGAUUCAUGAUCUAAUGUAAGACUGAGCAGGAGGGAGUAUAAACUGCUCACAAAAAGUAAGGACACUUUUUUCA